This is a messenger RNA of Phalacrocorax carbo (great cormorant), 5436 nucleotides long. Lineage: Eukaryota; Metazoa; Chordata; Aves; Suliformes; Phalacrocoracidae. The record is from RefSeq and is a predicted model, not a curated record.
CCACAAGCAGCAUUCUUAUGCAAACGCUCACUGAGAAGCAGAACUCCUCUUAGCAAACAGACCAGGCUGUUAAGGUGAUACACCCGUGGAUUUUCUCAUUGAGGGACACAGUUUUUCUGCCUGUAUCAAAAUAUUGGAAAGCUUUGAGGAAUCCAGGAUGGCAAGGCAGAUGUGAAGUCACUCAUGGCGAAAUUUAACACAGGUAACAGCCCCACAGAGGAUGUUUCUGGUAACAGUCGACCCUUCAAAGGCCCAGGACAACCUAUCCAUAUGGGAUUACAGACGAGGAAAGCGGCACUUGAGAAAUUUGCAAAUCAAGGGAACACAAGUUCUCCUUCAGGACCCACUCCCUUUCACAAACCUGUUCAUCCUAAGCCUCCUCUGGGGGUCAAGCCUUCAACUGAUGAUAAAACAGAAAAGGAUCCAAAGCCUCCAUAUUUGAAACCAGUGGCACAAAGAUUUGGGGUUCAGCUUCAGGCAACUAACAGAGAAAAUGAUGGAAAAGCUGGAAUCACUAAACUGUCCACCAAAACCAGUGACCUGGCAAAAGAAGAACCAAAGCCUCUGUAUCCAAAAUCUGCUGUGAACAAGUUCCUUAACUCUGUUCCUCAUGAGAACGAAAAAAAUCCUCUGGGAACAAAAACAAAUUCAAAUUUGGCACCACAGGAGAGUGAGGCAAAACCGGCAUUUUCAAAAGUAGCUGGAGUUAAGGAAAAGUUCAUGUCUGCAACGCAAGAAAAUGAGCCCAAGCCUCCUUUCUCUAAACCACCUCUUGCACAGAAGCCUUCCGUAACCCAUGAGAUUUCCCACAAUGAAGACACUUCUAAUAAAAACGUUUUUCUGCAAAAGGGACUAUCAGGCCCUAAAACAAAUAUACACUCAUUUAAAGCAGCAAAGGAAAUGGAUGAAAAUAGUAGCUGCGCUACAGAAGCUGCAGGCAGUCAUUUUUCUAACAUGGUUCUUAAGCCUACUGGCCACUGGUCCAGCUCACCUCAAGGCACCCCAAAAACUGUGGAGGAAAAGACUGAAGAAAAGGGAAUGAGUGCUGCCAAGAACAUCUUCCUCAACAAAAUAAUCCAGGAAGAAUCAGGUUCUUCAACUAAGUUCCAUAAGACAAACACAGUGCUUGCUGCAGGAAGGCCAUCAGGUGGAUCACAAGAGAAAGAGGAUGGGGACAGGAACUCAGGAACCCCCAAGCGGAAAACCUUGCCCCCGCUGUUCAAGCUGGGCCAGCCCCCGCAGAAGCCCAGCAGACCCCCCAGCGUGGACCUGGAAAGGUUCCGGAAGGGCAGCCCAAAAGACAGCAAUAAAAAUGAAGGUUUGAAACAGAUGGCACCUUCCUCAGCAGCACUCUCCCCACCUGUACCUCAACCACACUCUGCUAUGCAGUUGCCACCUCCUCCACCAGCUUCUCACCCCUCUCUGCAGCCCCCAGCAGCUCCCAGCCUACCUCCCAGAAACAUCAAGCCCAGCUCUGAAACCAUAAGUCCAGACCAUGAAGAAAAUUAUGAUGAUGUUGAAUUUGUUUCACAGGGUCAUGGAAAUACAGAGGGGGGCCAAGAAAGUGAUGGAGAAAUGUAUGAAGAUAUAAAUGAUAUCAGAUCAUCAAGGGGAAAAGAGAAGAAGCGGGACAAGGAAGAAAAGAGAAGAAUGGACCAAGAGAAGAAAGAACAAAAGGAAAAAGAGAAGAAAGAGCAGGAAAUAAGGAAGAAGUUCAAGUUAAUGGGACCCAUCCAAGUCCUUCAUCAAGCACGAGCUUGUGUUGACCACAAGGGAGGGAAGAAUGAGCUUACUGUCAAACAGGGGGAUGAGAUUGAAAUCAUACGCCUCACAGACAAUCCAGAAGGAAAGUGGCUGGGCAGGAUAAAAGGAUGUUAUGGAUACAUUAAAACAACUAUUGUGGAGAUUGAUUAUGAUUCUUUAAGAAGAAAACAACAACCAUCUACCAGACCUACUGUGAAAAAUCUAGAGAGUGACCAAGAAGUGUAUGAUGAUGUUGGAGAGCAGGACAGCAUUAGCAGUCAGAGUGGUGGUCAAAGUGGAGAUGGAAAGAUGUUCCCACCACCUCCUUCUGAUCAAGAAAUUUAUGAUGGGAUUGAUGAUGAAGAUGCUGCAACUAGGUCUGUAUCACAGGAUGAAGAUAAGAAUGGUAUCUGGUCCUGGGGAAUCUUGAAGAGGCUAAAGGUCAAAGAUGACAAAAAGAAAAGUGUACGAGAAAAAACAACCAAAGUCAAUGGGGCAGAAGAUAAUGGAGAUUUGUUCAUGUCUCCUUCAACAAAGCAGUUUGGAAAAGAUUAUGGAGACAAUGAUGUCUAUGAUGAUGUAGAUUCUUCAGAUUUCCCUCCUCCACCAUCUGACCUCAAGCAAGUGAAAAUGGGAAUUACCCCCCUGAUUAGAAAUCUUUCAUCAAAAUCAGCAAGCCUUGGAAAACAUAAACCGGAUGAAAAAGAUGUACAAAAGCUUAAGAAGAGGGAAAAAGAAGAGAAAGAGUUCAGGAAAAAGUUCAAAUUUGAAGGUGAAAUUAAAGUUCUUUACUCUACCACCACCGUCCAGGAUUUGCCCCAGAAAAGAUGGGGACCUAAAGACUUACAGGUUAAACCAGGGGAGACUCUUGAAAUUAUAGAAAGUACAGAUGAUACCAAGGUCCUGUGCAGGAAUGAAGACGGAAGAUAUGGCUACGUUCUGAGAAGCAAUUUAGUUGAGAAUGAUGGAGAGAUUUAUGAUGAUAUUGGUGAUGAUUGCAUCUAUGAUAAUGACUGAUGUAGAAUUCUAUGCAAAUAAGAGCUUCAUGGAAGAUCAAAAUCUAUUUCAGACUUCCUAAUUAAUUGUGAAAGCAAGAGAAGUCACUAAAGCUGAUUACAAGUUAAUCAGUUACACUCUUCUAAAUGUAUAAUUAACCUUUUUUAGGAUUUCAGGGUUUUGUCAUCCAUUGAUUUGUACAACUUUCAUAUUGUCAUUUAUCUGAACAACUAAAAUUCAGCGAAUAUGAACUGAGGUUAAGGUUACAAUUUUCCACAGUGACAGUCCAUGUAAAAAGUUUUUCAAUUAGCUAUACCCAAAGAGGCCAGCUCAGGUUUAUGAAGGAUACAGAGGAAAACAAACCCUGGCAACAGGUUUUGCUCUGGCUCUGGUCUAUGAAACAGCAGAGGCUGCCACUCCGGGGAGGGCAGCAUCCUGAAAAGAAAGGCUUCCUUUGGUGAUAACAUCCUGUUGUGAAAACAGGAAAUCAAAAGUGGGCAUCAGAGAAGACAACAUGUUGCUGACCUGCCAUUCUACCUGCAAUAGCGCUAGCUACACUGACAUGUACAGCCACAUACCAUUAUUGCUGAAGUUUCUUCUACAUUGUACUAAUUAUAGAAUCCCAUUUUCUAAAAUUUAUUUGACCAUUUUCUAAGUACUUUAGACUAAUAGUAAUAGUAAAAUAGUAAGGAUGUUAUAUUACAUAAAGCACUGAGAUAUAAACCAUAGAAGAGUCUACUUCAUAGUAUAGCGUUGCUCAAAAUAUAUUCAGAACAUUUAGGUUAAGAUUUAAUUUCUGUUUAGUUUGAAAGUAUGUUGUUAUUGUCACUAUAGUAAUUUAGGCAUUAAAAUGCACCUAUAAACUUACAAUAAACUGGUUGGAAAUAACUUCUAGAUUAAAUACAUAUUUGUAUUCAUCACACUAUUUUGAUAAUAUCUUUUUCUUCUAAGUACUAUAUUAUGCACUAGUCUUGGCUAAAUAACAGUAUAGAAAUUAAACAUUUCCAUGCUUAUCCAUUGUAGAAACAUUUAUUCCUAAAGAUCAUUGGUGAUGCUGUCAUCUGAAUGAGCAAGUAGCAAAUGAAAGUAAAAUGAACGGAUUAGUCAUAAUAAUAAAUAUCACUUUGCACUUAUAUAUCAGAAUUCACUGGAAAUCAAAAGUUGUUCACAUUGAACUCCCAAUAAAGCGGGUAAGCAUGUGCAGAAAAUAGAACAUGUAUUUGUAAUGUGUGAUGCUUUUGCUGUAGUGCAAGAUAAUCAAAAACCUGUAACAACCAAUGUGGCUGGAUCAGUGCAAGGAACUCCCCUUGAUCAUCAAGUCUUCUGUAAUCCUCAAGGGAAGUAAGGUACACUGUGCAAACCAGUGCAAUGUAGCAAGCUAGCCGGUUUAGCUUAUAAACAUAGAAAAUUUGGCUCUGUUGAAGUCAGUAAGUUUUGGUCUUACCUUCAAUGGAGCUGAGAUUUGAUCUUACACAAGUGGCUUUUACUGAUAGUUCAAAACACAGUAAGUCUCUGAGGAGGUAUAAUGCUAUGGGGAUAUCAAACAUAAAAUUUACUGUAGAGAUAAUAGCCUAUAAGCUAUUUUAUACUGUAUUUAAAAUCACUGAUAAUACACUGAAAAGCUAUAUGCAAACUUGAGUUUCCUGUUCUGUAUUUUCUAUUCAACCAGCAUCCGGGCAUACAAAUACCAAUUUUAUGUGUAAACGUCAGCACCAGCACCCAAACUUAAAACAUGGCCAUGUAUAUUAAGUACAAUCAAUGUGCCUGGCCAUUUGGCUAUAGCUGCUGGUGGUUUACUUAUUUUUCAGGGGCAUUCAAAUUAGCCUAAUUUGCAUCAAAUUAAUGAUAUGCCAAAGAGCUGAGAGGGGAUACAGACAUUUAGAAAUACACAACCACUUGUCAGUUAACAAUAUGAUAGUUUUAUACUUUACAGUUAAUUAUCUCAAAAAGAGUUUGUGCUGAAUUCUAACAUAUAUGUCCAAUCUCAUCUUAGUUUUGACUGAUAGUAGAACCUCACGUGUUGCAGUAAGACCGACAAAGGAACUUUCCUUUUGAAUAUAGUUUAUCUUGUGUUAAAGGAUUUCAGUAGAACACAAACCUCUUUUGAACCCCUGAAAAAGAAGUGAAUUUUACUAUUUGUAAGAUCUUUUGGUCAUGUAUUUAAAAUAGCUUUUCCAUGUUCUUAGCCUUGAUGUGUUGUAGGUACUGUGUUUCCUUACUGAUUAUACUGACUGAAUUGGUCUUAUGAUACAUUAAAUCAUCAAAAGAAAUAAUCAUAAGAUACUUUAAGCUAAAACUCUGUGCAUUGUUUGCACAGGUCAAAUAUAAUGUGAUUGUUACAGGGUGUUGAAAUGUAUUUAUAAGGUACUACUCUGAAAAAUUGCUGGUAUUGUGUAUCUUUUAAUUAUUUUACCAAUGUCAUUCACUGGAUGCAUUUUUUCUUUCUUCUGAAUAAAAGCAUGCUUUCUGACAAGAAAUGUGGGUACACCAUCUUCUGCCAAACUAGAACAACAGUAGCUGAAAAAUAACUUCUGAAAAUUAUCACUGAGCGGCUGACAGAGUGAAAACCAACUUUAUUAUUGCUGCAAAUGCAGCACAGCUACAAUGUGGCAUUUGUUUGUCAGUAAUUACUAUCCAGAGAGUGAGAUGUAAGCAGAAAAUCUAGAUGGGAAAAUCUAUAGUUUAAUAAAGACUGUA